Messenger RNA from Wasmannia auropunctata (little fire ant), 4512 nucleotides. It is a transcript of the gene SPoCk, whose product is annotated as calcium-transporting ATPase type 2C member 1. The record is from RefSeq and is a predicted model, not a curated record. NCBI's taxonomy places the organism in Eukaryota, Metazoa, Arthropoda, Insecta, Hymenoptera, Formicidae. The transcript has 16 exons. Gene Ontology annotation, molecular function: ATP binding; P-type calcium transporter activity; ATP hydrolysis activity. Gene Ontology annotation, cellular component: plasma membrane; Golgi membrane; endoplasmic reticulum. Bases 505 to 3336 code for a protein of 943 amino acids. Gene Ontology annotation, biological process: calcium ion transmembrane transport; intracellular calcium ion homeostasis; manganese ion transport.
ACUUAGUGCGCUCUCGCUGACGCUCGUGAGUGGGACGGUGCCGUGCCGUGCCGUGCGUGCAUCGAGUGUGCGUUUAUUAACAAUUAUUCCCGCCUUUCCCGAAGCUGUAACGUCUGGAUCCGCGCCGGGAUCGGAUUUCCCCCGGGACCCUCUUCGACGGUGUCGUUUGGACACGGGGACCACCGGCCGAUCCACACGACGGCUGUCAGCCUGUCACACACACACACGCGAAUACUUAGAAGAGGAAGACGAUGCGCUAACACCGUUCCCGUUUUCUGCGGGUGAAAACCAGGAUUAGAAGAGAUAGAGAAAUAUAGAAAGAGAGAGAGAAAAGAAGAAGAGGACACGCGAAUCGAUAGCAUACGAUUUUGGUGGUGUCGUCGGGUCAGCUGGUGGUGCUUUCAUCGCCCGGUAUAAUCAAGUCGCCUCCUUCUUCUUCUUGUCUUGGAAAGCAUUAACGCGGAAGUGCCACCGGCGCUGAGAAGUCACCACUCUUUUUCCGCGAUGAGAGACACCGGUAAUCAGGCCAAGUACGAGCAGCUCUUGGACGACGCCGGCCUCGAGAUUCGCAACGACGACAAGGAGCGCAACGACGAGAAUGCUGCUGCGACGCUAGACGAGGGUAAAGAACAAGAAAUGUGGUUGACAACCGCCGAAUCGGCCAGUCUCGGAGCGGAGGAGGUAGCAGCCAGAUUACAUGUUGACGUGCGAACGGGGCUCAGAUGGCAAGAGGCCGACCAUAGAAGGCAACUGGCAGGCUUCAAUGAGUUCACCGUAAAGGAGGAGGAUCCACCAUGGAAGAAAUACAUCGAACAGUUCAAGAAUCCAUUGAUUCUUCUCCUACUCGCCUCUGCAUUCGUCAGUAUAUGCAUGAAGCAAUUCGACGACGCCGUCAGUAUUACUGUGGCUAUCAUAAUAGUGGUGACAGUUGCAUUUGUACAGGAAUACCGAUCGGAGAAAUCUUUAGAGGAAUUGAAUAAAUUGGUACCACCAAUAUGCCACUGCUUAAGGGAGGGCCAUGUAGAGACAUUUCUCGCGCGUAAUUUAGUUCCUGGUGAUAUAGUGUAUUUAAAUAUUGGAGACAGAGUACCUGCCGAUAUCAGAAUAUUCGAAGCUAUAGAUCUGGCGAUUGACGAGAGUAGCUUUACUGGGGAGACCGAACCGGCGCAAAAGUCGACGGCCCCUUUGCUUAAGACUAAUGGGUUGACGUCAAAGAGAAAUAUUGCCUUCAUGGGCACUUUAGUACGCUGUGGAAACGGCAAGGGAAUUGUAGUGAAUACGGGAGAAAAGAGUGAAUUUGGGGAGGUUUUCUCGAUGAUGCAAGCUGAGGAGGCACCAAAGACUCCACUACAGCGAAGCAUGGACAUUUUAGGUACUCAGCUGUCCUUUUAUUCGUUCUGCAUUAUCGGUAUCAUCAUGCUGCUGGGCUGGAUCCAAGGUAAGGCUAUCCUUGAGAUGUUUACCAUUGGUGUAAGCUUGGCAGUAGCAGCUAUACCGGAAGGCUUGCCUAUCGUCGUGACUGUGACACUAGCACUGGGAGUGAUGAGAAUGGUUAAGAGAAAAGCAAUUGUAAAGAAGUUACCAACCGUUGAGACUCUCGGCUGCGUAAAUGUGAUAUGUUCUGAUAAAACCGGAACGAUCACGAAGAACGAGAUGACCGCCACGAUUCUCGUUACGUCGGAGGGUUACAUCGCGGAUGUUACUGGAGCAGGAUAUAACGGUGUGGGAGAAGUACACAUACGGAAGUGUGAUAGUCCUGAUCUCGCACACUCUGCUAUCAGUAAUAUGCUGGAAAUAGGUUGCGUGUGCAAUAACGCUAUCGUACAGAAUGACAUUUUGCUGGGACAACCGACGGAAGGCGCGCUGAUAGCAGUGGCAAUGAAAUUCGGAAUGUAUGGUGUCGCUGAUAGAUAUUUGCGAUUGCAAGAAUAUCCAUUUUCUUCCGAACAAAAGAUGAUGGCUGUGAAAUGUACACCGAAGUUUGGUGAGAACAGACAAGAGGUAUACUUUGUAAAAGGUGCUUUGGAAAAAAUCUUGCCGCAAUGUACAAAGUAUUACGAGAAUGGUCAAGUGUAUCCCCUUAGUCAGAAGAAAGAUCAGGAAUUCUUGACAGAGGCAUAUGAUAUUGGUCAACAGGGGUUGCGAGUGAUUGGUCUAGCACGUGGCUCUUCGUUACAAGAUUUAAUUUACAUCGGCCUGGUUGGUAUUUGUGACCCACCAAGACCAUAUGUGCGCGAAUCUAUCAGCAUUCUGGUAAACAGCGGUGUUAAGGUGAAGAUGGUGACUGGUGAUGCAAAGGAAACUGCAGCUGCGAUAGCUAGCAUGAUUGGCUUGGAUAUACUUCACAGUCGGCUGUUAUCGGGAGACGAGAUCGAUAUGAUGUCCGAGCAUCAAUUGGAACAGUGCAUUAAUAGCGUUAGUGUAUUUUAUCGAGUAACACCAAAGCACAAACUUUGUAUCAUAAAAGCCUUACAGAGGAACGGCAACAUAGUGGGUAUGACCGGCGACGGUGUGAACGACGGGGUUGCGUUGAAGAAGGCCGAUAUAGGCAUUGCUAUGGGUAAAAAUGGGACUGACGUAUGCAAGGAAGCGGCCGAUAUGAUUUUAGUCGACGACGAUUUCGCGACUAUUAUCGCGGCGAUCGAGGAGGGAAAAGGAAUCUUUCACAACAUUCGCAAUUUUGUCAGAUUUCAAUUGAGCACUAGCAUAGCCGCGCUUUCUCUGAUCGCUCUUGCGACAUUGAUGAGUAUACCGAAUCCUUUGAACGCUAUGCAAAUACUGUGGAUCAACAUCAUUAUGGAUGGUCCCCCCGCUCAAAGUCUUGGAGUGGAACCUGUUGACAAGGACGUUCUGAAGCAAAAGCCUCGAAAUACAAAGGAGCCAAUGAUUACGCGUCAUCUCAUAAUUAACGUCUUACUAUCCGCUAGCAUCAUCAUUCUUGGCACUUUAUGGGUGUACAACAGAGAGAUGGUUAAUGGAAAUACCGCGAGAGAUACUACCAUGACAUUUACUUGCUUCGUAUUCUUCGACAUGUUCAACGCUCUUAGCUGUAGAUCACAGACGAAAUCCAUAUUCACGAUCGGUCUGUGGAGUAAUAAAAUGUUCCUGGUAGCCGUAACGCUCUCUGUUAUCGGACAAAUGUUCGUGAUCUACUUUCCUCCGUUGCAGAGAAUAUUUCAGACUGAGGCUCUCACGGCAAAAGAUCUUCUAUUCCUGGCGGCGUUGACAUCGAGCGUCUUCGUCAUCAGCGAAAUAAAGAAGUUUAUCGAGAGACAAUUGCAGAGACGUCGCGUCAAUGGCCAGUAUUAUAACAAGUUCGAAAUGGACUUUGUAUGACAGUUACAGUCUGCCGGCGAGAGCAAGGCGGACAAACAUCAUAAUGAAUAAGCGCAUCAAUUAUCGCUGGGCGUCAGUGUAUGCAGUCGAUCGCGUUCGUUUAUAACUGACACAUUAUACACGUCUCGCUAACUCACGUCUACUCGACUGUGCUUGCACGUUCGUAACUUCGUCACGUGGCACCUCUAUCACAAAAUAGAAUAAUAAUAAUAAUAAUAAUAUCCUUUCGAUAACAGUUCCAAUGUAUCGAUUGCGCAGUGUGACUGCAGUUUUUUUUACUAUUUACAGAUUGUCGAUUCUAUUUUUCCCAGCACAUUGUGCACGUAGAAGAGAAAAGUGACAAAAGAAAACAUUUCGGGCGAUUGUAGCAGUAGGUUACAUAGACUAUAGCUAUUAGACUAAUUUCAUUAUUGUCCCUAUUCAGACUGUAAGUCCACCACAUUUCACAGUGUUAGCGUGGCUACUGCACAUUCCACAUGCACGUUUGAUAGAUCAAUGACUUUUAACGAUAUAUUCUAUCUGUAAUAUAGUCUCUCUCUCUCUCUUAGAGACUGCAGUCCAUAGUAAUGUUCGCACUGAAUCGUAAUCAUUCUAUCUUACACCUUUUUCUAAAUAUUGUAACAGAUUUUACGCCUCACUCAACAAAGAGGUAUCGAUUUUAUUCAUUUGUUCAUUCAUUGUCAGUCCGUUCACGCUAGAGGAGAAGCGAGUCAUGCAGCAUUUUACCGAGUAAGAACAAGACAGAGAUAAGCGUAUUGUAAGGAAAACCAGCCAUACAAAUCGAUUGCAUUUAACAUACAGUUGUAAUCGACGAAAAUAAAUGCUCCUACAAUGUUCCUUAUUAAUUCCACGAUUUUGUGAACGUAUCUUUUCGAUGGCAGGAUAACAUAAUGCAAAUUGCACUGACAACGAGAAUAUGAUGCAUUUCUCCAAAUAGCACAGCAGCUAAUUUAUAUUCGAGUGACAUACAAUUGUAACAGUUCAAUUGUGCCAUCGAAAAGAUACUCGUGUGUUGCAUUAUACAGAUAUAUUAAUUCGUAUUAAUAUUUUCUCAUGAGUAUAUAUAUUAAUGAAUUGAUCACAACAUAUGAUGUUGGUACAUGUUACGUUAUAUGUAUGCAAAUAUUUUUUAUAUUCAAUUUUCUAAAAAUUUAAACAAAAUCAUCUUUUAAUGAA